Messenger RNA from Fraxinus pennsylvanica, 462 nucleotides. Lineage: Eukaryota; Viridiplantae; Streptophyta; Magnoliopsida; Lamiales; Oleaceae. The record is from the annotation of a GenBank genome assembly.
AUGGAAAAGAAAUUUUUUUUGGAAGAGGAUGACAUGUUAGAAGAUACAGAUGACGAGAAUGAGGAUUAUACUCCUCUAAAUGAAGACAUGAAAUUGCGAAAGAUUAUGAUGAUUUUGGCCGGGGACGAGUUCAGUUUUGGGAACAAACGGGGACUAAAUGGGACGGACAGGGAAGGGCCUGUACUAUCGAAGUUGGGCUCGACCUCCGAGCUUCGUCCUAAGCCUGACGCCAAGCCCAAGACAACAGCUAUGCCUCCGACUAGUGUGAUGACUCGGCUCAUAUUGAUUAUGGUGUGGCGGAAAUUGAUUAGGAAUCCGAACACAUAUUCCAGUCUUAUUAGGCUCACAUGGUCUUUGGUCUCGUUCAAGUGGCAUGGUGAGAUGCCUGCAAUAAUAGCCAAAUCGAUAGCUAUUUUGUCUGAUGCCGGUCUUGGAAUGGCAAUGUUCAGUCUUGGAUACUAG